AUGUACGAGUCGGACGCGAGGUAUGCAGCGAUCACCUUCGCGAGCCCCCCGGCGCUGCCGGCCUUAGCGGGCGACACCACCUUGCGCCUCCGCUUUGCCGCCGCCGCAGGCAGCUUCUUCCGGACGCCGAGCAGAUCCUUCUUUUCCAUCGGGUCCUCGGUCGGUCCUCCACCUUGGGGUUUCGUCUCUCAGAGGUUUUGGGGGUUUGAUGCUUCUGCUGAUCGGAGGAUGAUGCUUCUCGCCAAGCUCGGGGCGCCGAGCGUUCCAGGUUGUGUGACGGACAGAAGGAAAUUGCUGUUGGUCCCUACGAUUAGUAUGGCUAUUGGCUCCUUUCAGUACACUUUUGACAAGGGAACAGCAAAAGCUGAAUUUGCUGAUAUGCCUGCACUUCGUGGAAAAGAUUAUGGAAAGACAAAAAUGCGGUAUCCAGAUUACACUGAAACGGAAUCAGGCCUCCAGUACAAGGACUUGCGGGCUGGUGAUGGCCCUUCUCCAAAAACGGGGGAGACUGUUGUUGUUGAUUGGGAUGGCUAUACAAUUGGGUACUAUGGUCGUAUCUUUGAAGCUCGAAACAAGACCAAAGGAGGUUCGUUUGAGGGUGGUGACAAAGACUUCUUCAAGUUCAAGGUUGGAUCAGGACAGGUCAUACCAGCUUUUGAGGAGGCUAUAUCAGGCAUGGCUCCAGGAGGUGUUAGGAGGAUCAUUGUACCACCUGAUCUUGGAUACCCAGAUAAUGACUACAACAAGUUGGGUCCGAAACCAACGACAUUCUCGGGACAAAGAGCUCUUGAUUUUGUUCUACGUAAUCAAGGCUUAAUAGAUAAAACUCUCCUGUUUGACAUCGAGCUUCUCAAGAUAAUUCCGAAUCAAUAUUCAGUAACGUCACCGAAAGUUACAUUUUGCAGGAGAUUCUUACAAUUACCUUUGAGGAAAGAAGCUCAUGUUAUCCAGAUCCAUCGAAGAUCAGCAGGAAUCGCACUACAUGGUGCUGUUGUGGUCGCGGUCGCUCAUGUGGUCGACGGUCAUGGCGCGCAUGGCAUGGAGACGCUCUCUGCGCAGCUCGGCUCGUUCCAAUUAGACGGUGCAGGAGUCGGCUUUGUCUUCGGUAGGAGCUGCAAGUGGAAGUGGAAGGCUAGCGAUAGAUUCAACAUAAACUCUCAGCUUGAGCAUCUUCAAGCCAAAUAUGUUGGUACAGGGCAUGCUGAUUUGUCCAGAUUUGAAUGGGCUGUAAACAUCCAGAGAGACAGCUAUGCCUCUUAUAUUGGGCACUAUCCAAUGCUAGCAUAUUUUGCCAUUGCUGAGAAUGAAUCGAUCGGAAGAGAAUGUUACAAUUUCAUGCAGCUAGGAAAGGUUCUAAAUCAACUGCCCACACCCUACUAG
Messenger RNA from Miscanthus lutarioriparius, 1380 nucleotides. The record is from the annotation of a GenBank genome assembly. Lineage: Eukaryota; Viridiplantae; Streptophyta; Magnoliopsida; Poales; Poaceae.